Molecule: messenger RNA, 1662 nt
Organism: Diaporthe citri
Lineage: Eukaryota; Fungi; Ascomycota; Sordariomycetes; Diaporthales; Diaporthaceae
Exons: 3
Coding region: 1-1662 (553 amino acids)
Source: RefSeq, a predicted model, not a curated record
AUGCCGGAGAACGAGAACACACUCAGCCCAGCUGCUCUAACCAGGCUGAUUGCUGCUUGGACAACAGCAAGGGGUAAUCAAACCAGUCAUCCCACUACCAAUCAAACCAACGGGCCCGCCACCAGUCAGAUCAGCCAGCCAGCAAUCACCAAGGCUAAACCUCCCCAGCGCGUUUCCCGUUACCGCCUGUCACUCCUCGCCACGUUUGCAACCGUGGUGCUCAUUACAGUCUACGUCUUCUUCCAAUCUGCUCGAACUCCAAAUGCAGUCCCCGACCCCAUCGCUCCGGUCCAGCAGGAAGAAGCACCUCCCACAAGAUUCCCUUCUCAGGACCCUAGAUAUAACCGGAUUUCUAUUACCGCCCGGAACAUCGAUUGGGCAGCGCAGAUGCACAACGUCCACUCCUCUUAUCAAGACGUUACAAUCGAGGGGAAAGCGACUCGGGAGUUCUAUGACUUCCGCCCACGGCCAGGGAAGGCAGCCCCACGUGUCCCGUGGUGUGGAGAGCUCAAGGUUUCAAUAUGCAUCCACCUCGUCAAGCACAACCUGAACGUGUCCAAUUUGCGGGAACAUUUCGACGAACUGAUCCACGACAAACACGUCUGCUUGGAUCAUGAUCAGCAGUUUAACAACCUUUUCCACCCUCGGUUUGAAGGAUUAGUCAAGAGGAUGCUCGGGAUCUUACAAGACACAGGGGCAUGCAAAAGAAAAACAGGUGGUGGCCCUGAACUGGUCUACCAGCCUUACACCCGGGAAUGGACAGGUAGCCACGACGGACGGGGGAAAUGCAGGAAGUUCCUCGAGGACAACAAUGUCGGUCUUAUAUUCCGAGAGGUCCCUUCCUCGCCGGAUGCCGCAUACGAGGCAAAUCCUGAACAUAAUGGCGAGGAAGGGAAAAGUGAGCUCCCCACUAGGCCGUCUACCGAAUCCCUGCGUACCGAGAUUUUGAGACUUCGGGUUGCGGACCCGGACAGGCUUAAGGAGGUUUGCGAGGAGGAUCCGAGGGUCGUCGUUGCGGCACUCAUCAAGAAAAGUGGCAUAAGUGGCCUGCCCCUGGACCCGGAAUUGACGCCGCUGAUCCCCCUUGACAAAAGAGACGAGUGGCAAAGGCACCUCGACCAGCGAGCGAAUGAUGCAAGGGCUGUCCCACAUCACUCGGCGGAGACCAAAACCACGAAACCAUCGAUAUCCUCCACAGGUCAAGGGGAACCCAUGGCCGCCUCAUCGGCGGAGAAUAUUCCUGGCGCCUACCCAAACACCGAACAGCCCCCCUCAGCCCUGCUACAGUUAACUUCCUACCCAAUAUUGGCCGCUUCCACCGCUUACACGACUGACUUUCGCCGCCAUGCUCGAGUUCCUACCACGGUAUCCCAGCAGUCGCUGGGAGGUAACAUUGAACCAGGUGGCUCCGACGGAGGCAUGACCCAAACAACGGCAGCUGCACACGCCCGGGUGACCCGCGAGUUGCCGUCAGCGGUGCUCGAUCAAGAGCCAGCGUCCACGUCACGCACCACCCUCCACCCUUCUCAGCUGUCUCAGGAGCAGUUGAAGUCUCGGAUCCUGGCUCUGACUGACAGGAAGGUCAAGCUAGACAGAGAGGCGGUUAAGGUCGCUUGCGAGAUUGACAUACUAUGGGCAUAUUGGCAGUUCAAAUCUACCUAA